This is a messenger RNA of Cryptomeria japonica (Japanese cedar), 1942 nucleotides long. Its product is annotated as nuclear transcription factor Y subunit A-7. The transcript is spliced from 7 exons. Gene Ontology annotation, molecular function: DNA-binding transcription factor activity, RNA polymerase II-specific; RNA polymerase II cis-regulatory region sequence-specific DNA binding. NCBI's taxonomy places the organism in Eukaryota, Viridiplantae, Streptophyta, Pinopsida, Cupressales, Cupressaceae. Bases 511 to 1137 code for a protein of 208 amino acids. The record is from RefSeq and is a predicted model, not a curated record. Gene Ontology annotation, cellular component: CCAAT-binding factor complex. Gene Ontology annotation, biological process: regulation of transcription by RNA polymerase II.
AGUCAUUAAGGAUAAAUGUUAAAAAUCUUACGAUAUCGAAAUGCACUGAUUGGAGGUUGUGUAGGUUUUGUAUGCAAACAAAUCUUCUGCUAUUGGCUGAUUUGGAUCUUCGUUCCGGCCGUUGAAGCACCAAUUUUUUUUGCAAAGGACAAAUUUAAUGCUAUUAUGGACCGUACCAUUUUCAGUGGUGUUGCACACAACAACAACAUACAAAGGCUUUGAAAGAAUUAGCAGAAUUAAAGAAAGAAAUUCUAGAGGGUUAGUGAGAUGGAUAAGCAUAACCGAACCAUUACCCAAAGCAAGCGAGAAGUUACUGCCUGCAGCCAAGCUUUGUGAGUUCAUCAUACAACCGGAUUGAAGUCACUAGGUUCUUAUCUGGAGAAUUCAGUGUGGUGGCUGGGAAGUAAUCUAAGUUCUUCUAUGUUCAUUUUUGUAAAGGCUGGAGGAUACUUGACAACGUUGCAGUACCUGUCAGUGGUUCAUUCUUUUCAGUACUAGUAGCAUACAACAAUGGAUAAUCAACCAAGUCAAUCUGGUGUUGAUGAAAGUGCUUUAGAUGAGCAACAACAGCAGCAGCAAAAGCAGGAUGAGACAAAUCAACAGCAGGCUUCGCCAGCUAUCAUGGUUCCAAUACCUGCUGUGCCUUUGCCACAUCCUGAAUUCAUGAUCCCUCACGCUCAACUUGAACUAGGACAAACUCUGCAGGUUAGGGCUGCGUAUCAUUAUCCAGAUCCCUACUACGGAGGCAUAGUUGCAGCUUAUGGGCCACAAACAGUGGUUCAUCCCCACAUGCUAGGUGUUCCACACACUGGUCUUCCAUUACCAUCAGAUGCGAUUGAGGAGCCUGUUUAUGUCAAUGCAAAACAAUAUCAUGGAAUUUUGCGGCGUCGGCAAUCUCGAGCAAAAGCAGAAUCUGAGAACAAACUCAUAAAAAGCAGAAAGCCUUAUCUACAUGAAUCGCGACAUUUGCAUGCAAUAAAGCGUGCAAGGGGAUGUGGUGGUCGGUUUCUCAAUUCCAAAAGUAAUAACCAAGAUGGGAUGUCACAGGAGAACAAUUCAAAUGGUAAUAUUGGACAAGAACCAGGCCUUGAUAAAUCAGAUUCUGGGAAGAAAGCUAAACUUUCAACACAAUAUUAGUGUAGCGUAGCUAGAAAAUUUUGCAGUUAGCAGGCAAUUUUCUUGCGGGACCAGUACUUUCAACAUGUGAAGUAGUAAUAAGUUUUUUAAAUGGCACACAUCACAGCUAGUUCCAGUUGACAGUGUUGGGGAGAGUUAAUGUAGCUAUGCUGUUUCCCAGGCAGGGUAUCCUAUCUCUCUUAUGGUGUCUACACAGUUAUGUAUCCAGAUUCAGAUUAGUUUCUUGUACUCCAUAGUUCAAUGUUGAGAUGCCACUUCUUGUAUUAUUCUUUAUUUAGUGCUCCAAAAAUAAUUCUGUGUAGAUUAAGUAUUAUACUUUGUAGGGGCUACUAAAAGGACGUCAGUUUCCUGCAAUUUUCUCAAUCAGCAAGAGUCAUCUGUAGCAUGAAGUUUUCUUUGUGUGAAGAUAGUGUAAAGAAAAUGACAGGAUUGUGUACAAUUUUAUUUGGAACUGUUUCCAACCUUUAGAAACUGAGCUUUCUGAGUCCUUUGUUAUUGAACUGAAUUGGCUUGUAAGUUCUUAGGAGGCUAGAACAAACAAUCUGUACAGUUACUUCCCUGUUUUCAAUGGGUAUUCUAUAGAUGCAAGACAAGGCUGGAGCUGAUCCACAUGUAUUAACAAUAAUGAGGUGAUGGUUAUUUAACCUUAACAUAGAAUUGUUAUAAAUUAACAUAUUUUAUGGUGUAAAGUUGUUUGCCAUAUUUCAUCUCUUUAAAAAUGUCUGCUGUUGUAAAAAAUAGUUUUUGCACAGCAAAUAGGAUGUUGAACUCUAGUAUAAUUAUAAGAGAUCUGUGUUGAAGGAUA